Messenger RNA from Mobula hypostoma (lesser devil ray), 1036 nucleotides. RefSeq names its product PRKR interacting protein 1 (gene prkrip1). Gene Ontology annotation, biological process: negative regulation of protein kinase activity. The transcript is spliced from 6 exons. Gene Ontology annotation, cellular component: nucleolus. Bases 33 to 578 code for a protein of 181 amino acids. Gene Ontology annotation, molecular function: protein kinase binding; double-stranded RNA binding; protein kinase inhibitor activity. The record is from RefSeq and is a predicted model, not a curated record. NCBI's taxonomy places the organism in Eukaryota, Metazoa, Chordata, Chondrichthyes, Myliobatiformes, Myliobatidae.
CGUCACCCCUCCGAGUCCGCGCCAGCAGCAAGAUGGCGGAGGGGGAGCCGGAGCGCGGUGGGCGGCCGCAGCAGGCCCUGGUCAUUCCCCGCACAGCGGCCGAGGAGCAGCGGCUCAAGCUCGAGCGGCUGAUGAGAAAUCCGGAUAAACAAGUGUUAAUCGGUGAGAAACCGAAGGAGUGGGCUCCACGGCCGCCCCCGGAAUUUGUUCGUGAUGUUAUGGGAUCAAGCGCUGGUGCAGGGAGUGGAGAGUUCCAUGUCUACAGACACCUUCGUCGCAGGGAGUACAUGAGAGAGGAUUUCAUGGAGAAACAAGCAACCCAGCAACGUCUGGAUGAAGAAUUCCAGAAGAAACUAGAUGAGAACAGGAGGGUGGCUGAGGAGAGGACAGAAAAACGCAGGAGGAAACGUCAGAAGUUAAAACAAAAGAAAAUUUUGGCGAAGAAAGCGAAGCAGGAGCAGACAAAAGCAACAGACGGGUCUGAAACUUCAGGCAGUGGUGAAGACGAGGGGGUGGAGAGUCCAAACGAGGAAACAGAUGACACAGAAGCACCAAGCUUUAUCAUGGGUGGCCGAUGACCUUCGUUGUGUAGUUUUUUUGUUAUAUGGUAUUUGUCAUUCGAAUAGAAAAUGCAUUGCUGUGUCCUGAAUGUUGUACUAUUUAUUUAAUGUGGAAAGUUAAUUAACAUUUUAUAUGAAGCUUUGUGAUUAACAUGUAUAUAUGGAGCUCAGUAAAAUUAUUUUAACCAAAUGCCAUUGUUGGUUAGAUGUCUGAUAUUUACAAAAUGAAGCUUUCCAAUGAACUGCCUUCUCCCCUUGAAUUCUCACUAUUACCUCUUUCUAAAAAUUUGCAUCACCCACCCUGCUGCCCUUGGCCUCUGCCGCUUCCUGAGGCAGUAAGGCAGUGCGGGUGGUGGAAGAAGGGGCUCUGUACGUAGUGUCAAAGCAGCAUACUGUGCAGGCGUGAUGAGAUCUACCCCCCUCUACCUCCCUCAGAGGUUUUGGAACUAUUCUAAGUAUCAGUUGGCAAGUUAGAG